This is a messenger RNA of Linum tenue, 1121 nucleotides long. NCBI's taxonomy places the organism in Eukaryota, Viridiplantae, Streptophyta, Magnoliopsida, Malpighiales, Linaceae. The record is from the annotation of a GenBank genome assembly.
UGCUCCCAAAGCUAGCAAAACCCCCCAUUGAUAACCAGAAGAAGAAGAUCAGCUGAAGAACCAGAGGAAGAAGAUUAAGAAGAAACGAAGGAGAAAGGAAAUGAAGCUGAUUUGGUCCCCUGAAUUGGCUACAAAAGCCUACCUCGAUACUGUUAAAGCAUGUGGGAUUAGUCAGGAAUCCGGCGUAGCAGAGCUGGUUUCAGCUAUGGCGGCGGGCUGGAACGCGAAAUUCAUCGUGGAGACGUGGUCCCACGGCGGGCCGGUGGCUACCAGCAUCGGGCUCGCGGUCGCCAGCCGCCACUCCGGCGGGCGCCACGUCUGCGUUGUCCCGGACGAGGAUUCCAGAUCGGAGUAUAUGCGAGCCCUGCGUCAGGCGGCGGCGACGGCGGCUGGCGGUGGGAAUUCGAUUGAUGUCCCGGCGGGCGGUGAGGUUGUGGUCGGGGAGCCGGAGGAGGUGAUGCGGGGGCUGGCCGGAAUCGAUUUCCUGGUGGUGGAUUCGCGGCGGAAGGACUUCGCUAGGGUUUUGAGGGCAGCGAGGCUCAGCGGCAGGGGAGCGGUGCUGGUUUGCAAGAACGCUGGUUCGAAGCAGUCGGCGAGCUUUCGGUGGCGGAGCGUGAUGGACGGCGGGUCGACCCGGCGGUUGGUCCGGUCGGUUUAUCUGCCGGUUGGGAAGGGGCUGGAUAUUGCACACGUGGCGACCAGCGGGGCGGGUAAUUCUUCCGGCGGCGGCGGGGGGCAGAGUAAAGGGCAGAGCCGGUGGAUCAAGCAUGUUGACAGAGAGUCAGGGGAGCUUCAUGUCAUCAGAAAGUGAAGAAUUCAGACUUCUUUUCGAUGAAUUCCAUCGGUGGGAAAAAAAAGUUACUGCUUGGAGUAUGUACAGAAGUGGUGGUUAGCAAGAUUACCGUAAUUUCUUUCUUUUUUUUACCAUUAGUUGAAUUUUGCUGACCAUGAUCAAGUUGGCUUUGUAAAUUACUGUUUUAACUUUGGGGACUAACUAUGAAUGAGGUGUAGUCGGCGAAACAAAAGUUGGUGAUCAACUGAUCAUAAUCAAGUUGGCUUUGUAAGAUGCAUUUUGCUGACCAUAAUCAAGUUAGUCUUUUAUGAGUUUUACCAUUAGAUGC